Messenger RNA from Myzus persicae (green peach aphid), 3295 nucleotides. Its product is annotated as endoglucanase A-like. Gene Ontology annotation, biological process: carbohydrate metabolic process. NCBI's taxonomy places the organism in Eukaryota, Metazoa, Arthropoda, Insecta, Hemiptera, Aphididae. The record is from RefSeq and is a predicted model, not a curated record. Gene Ontology annotation, molecular function: hydrolase activity, hydrolyzing O-glycosyl compounds. The transcript is spliced from 9 exons. Bases 473 to 1903 code for a protein of 476 amino acids.
UUGACAGUUCCGACGCCGCCACCGCAGCCGCCGCGUCUAUUAUUUUUUCUCCCGUCGCCGCCGCCGCAACAGCGUUCGAUUAUAUUUUACUCGUCCGUCUUCUCGACGAUACUUAAACGCUCGUCGUCGUCAUAAUCAUUUGGUCGGGUCUAUCUCCGUCGUCGUUCGCGAUUUUUCUAUUUUUUUCAUUUCAUUUAAUCCUCUCCCCGACCGACCGUCUUCAUCGCCGUUUUUCUAAAAAUCAUAUUAAUAAUAUCGAACGGACCGCCGCGCCGUAUGUUAUUUCCGCGCGUCAUGCAGCCAGUAAUUGUAUCGCCUUGUUCGCUACAGCUGUCUUCGUCUACAAACAGCCGCGUUAGUGACUAAUUAUUUACUGGGACAACGCAUUGUUUUCAAAGUUUACGUCAAAGUUGAUUCUGUAUUGUUAUUGUUUCGAGAACGUCACACCGCGCACCAGCCACCACUCGCUGUCAUGCGGUACGCUACGAGCGCGAUGAAUCGCGUUAUUUUGGCAUCGUUCCUCUUAGCCGGUGUAGCGAGGUGUUACGAUUACGAUGAGGUAUUGCGGUUGUCACUCAUGUUCUACGAAGCCCAGAGGUCGGGUCAUCUGCCUGCCAACAACCGCAUCCCGUGGCGGGGCGACUCUGCGACCACAGACAAAGGGCAAAACGGUGAAGACCUGUCCGGAGGAUAUUAUGACGCUGGCGAUUUUGUGAAAUUUGGCUUCACAAUGGCAAGCACUACAACUAUUUUGGCAUGGGGAUACUUGAGUUAUAAAGACGCAUACGAGGAAGUUAACGAAUGGGAAAACGCAUUAGGCUCGAUACGCUGGGCCGCAGAGUACUUUAUUAAGUGUCACGUUAGCGACUACGAGUUCUACGGACAGGUGGGUGACUUCAGCCUGGACCAAGGUUUCUGGGGUCGACCAGAAGACAUGAACAUGUCUAGGCCGUCGUACAAAAUCGACAAAAAUCGACCAGGUUCCGAUUUGGCCGGUGAGACGUCCGCCGCUCUCUCCGCCGUAUCGAUAGUGUUCACCAAAAUCGAUUCCAAUUUUUCGGCCAGUUGCCUGAGUCACGCUAAGCAACUGUACUUAUUCGCCACUCAGUACAGAGGGCUGUACCACGACGCCAUCAAAGGGGCUGCCCAAUACUACGAAUCGACAGAUUAUGGUGAUGAACUGACGUGGGCCGCAGCUUGGCUAUACAAAGCCACAAAGGAAUCACAGUAUUUGGACGACGCAGAAUACAUGUACAUGAAGUACAGACUCAAAGAACGGCCUAACGAAUUUUACUACAACAAAAAAGUCGCUGGCGUACAGGCACUUCUAGCCGAGUUAACUAAUCAAUCUGAGUACACUGAAGCAAUUCAAAAUUUCUGUAACUACAAUUUAUACGUACAGAAGAAAACACCAAAAGGACUGUUGUACAUUGAAAAAUCCGGCACACUGUGUCACGCAGCGAACAUCGUUUUCUUGUGCUUGCAGGCUGCUGAUAUUGGUAUAAUGUCAACGCAAUACCGAGAAUUUGCCAAAGAACAGAUAAACUACAUACUGGGAGACGGAGGACAGAGCUAUGUAGUAGGAUUCGGUAAAAACUACCCACUACAACCACAUCACGCAGCGAGCUCCUGCCUGGACCGACCGGCUCCUUGCGACUGGGAAGCGUACCGGAGCACCAAGCCCAAUCCACAGGUGCUGUACGGCGCGCUGGUCAGCGGACCCGACGAGAACGACAACUACAAGGACCUGCGGGAGGAGUACAUCUACAACGAGGUGACGUUGGACUACAACGCGGGCUUCCAGUCGGCCGUCGCAGGACUCAAGCACCUGGAGCUGCGGGCCAACCGGCGCAAGGCCAUGCUGAGCGCCAACGGUCUGCUGUCCAACUCGACGGGCGCGUAAUCGUCCCCGGGCCGCCGCCGACCGAGCUCGAUCACAACCGCCGCAUUUCACUUCUGUUUCAUAAAAUUACAAUUUAAAAAAAAUAUAUAUAUAUAUGUGUUUUCUUUGAGCCGGAGACGACAGCGACCGAAAGACAUCACCGCCGCGCAGUUGGCACACACUUGUUGCUGCAGUCAUCGCUAUAAUAUGGUGUCCGAAACACUGCAGAUAGCUCCCAUUACUUACCCAACUAUAACUAAUAUUAUUGUUCGGGCCGAGUCGCAUGAUAUGAGGGGGAGGGAGAGCGAAAACGGAUUUUGAUUGUGAGCGCGACAGCUCUCUAUUUUCCGCGGUCUAUAACGGGUUGUGCUUGGGGGAGGGGAGGGGGGGUUGUCGGCUAUCGAUCUUCGCCGGGCCGCGCAGUUCCGACUGGAAUAAUAUGAUUACCAUAACACUUCGUAAAAUUAGGGAUGAGUCAAAUUUAAUGUUCCACGAACUCGCAUUCGAACUUUGAUUUUUUGUCACGAACUGUUCGGAAUCAAACACAAACUUUUUGAACAUUUUUAACUUUCAAUCUUUAACCUGAUAACAACACAAUUAUAAAAUCGCGUAAACUAACAAGUACUAUGAAUAAAAAUACAGUAUUCUACGGCAAUGAUAUUUAUAACAAUAGUAUCGUUAGAGCACUUGAUUUUCCUCGAAAAUCCUUCCUCUGAUAUUUCCGAGUUUGAAGUAAAUAUUGAAUUCUGAGCAUUAAUAAUUUCCAACGAAAUACUAACUGUUCGAGGAACUAUUGACCAAUCCCUCAUCAUAAUAUUAUUAAUAUUGUUUUCGCAGACGACGACAGUAUCGGUGGUGUAUGGCCAACGAAUCGAUUUCAUCAGAGGUCUAAUGGUUUGUGGGCUUAUAGGUCUAUGGUCGUGUAUCGAAAAAAUAAGUACUAUAUAACAAUAUUAAAACCUCAGUCCAUAACAUGGAAAGCAUCGCCAGUGCCGAAGUUUCUGGAAUUCGGUGUUUUUGAGAGAUAGGUAUCGAUGACUCGGGGAUUUGGCGUGAGCCGAGGGGGUAGGGGGUGAUGUAUAUAAUAUUGUGGCUGAUAGACUGGCUAGACUGGCGCUCUAGUGGAUGAUAUUACGUUUCGCAUUAACGAUUUCGGGGAAACAUGCCACCCGGACACGUUGUUUCGAUACACAAAUAUAAGCUGUGGGUUCGACACGAUGUGCAGAAGGCGAGUGAGUGUAUUAUUUUGUUCGUCCCGACUUAAUAAUAUUAUAUUACUAUUAUUAUGUUCAAGUCUUCGGUGAUUUCAAAACAUGUCAGAUAAUUUUUAUUUUGUGUUAUUUAUUUAUGUGUUGUAGUAAAACUUUAGACUAUUACGAAAUAUAUUAAAUUACAUAUUGUAUUUGAUUUAAA